AUGAGGGCCAAACUCAGCAACAGGGGAAGGGCCCCCAGGGCCCUCGUGGCCGAAGUUGCUGCUGCUCUAAACCCUCUCGAUGCGGAAGCAGCAGGGGCCCUUUUGACCAAAAGGGUUUUCAUCCAGGCCUUCUUCGCAGGGGACGUGUCUGCUGCUGCUGCAGGCGAGUGGGCAGAAGCUGCUGCUGCUUCGCUGGGCCUCAGCGCGGAGUCGCUGCUGCCGCCUUUGUCUCCUUUUGCUGACGCGCAGCCAGUGCCGCUGGCCUUCCUCGCGAGCAGCAGCAGCAGCAGCAGCAGCAGCAGCAGCAGCAGCAGCAGCAGCAGCGCAGCGCAGCAGGGAGUCGCGCGGCUAGGGGUGCUCUCGUCGCAGCAGCUGGCAGCAGCAAAAGUGCUGGAGCUGGCCCUCGAGGAGGCCCUCCGAAUUCACUUUUGUGGGCCCCUGGAGGCCUGCGCUUCAGUCGAAGUGCGGCUGUUGACAGAAGAGUGGGAGGAGGGGCUGGCUGCGCAGCCGCAGCAGCCAGCAGCAGCAGCAGGUCCUGCUGCUGCUGCUGCUGCUGCUGCUGCUGCUGCUGCUGCUGCGGGGGCCCCCCUCGUGUCUCCCCAGGAGCUGCUGUCGGAUGCUGCUCUCGAGAGACACCGCCAGCUGCUGCUGCUGCGUCUCCAGGGGGCCGACGGAGAAACAGCCGCAGCACCCACAUGCAGCAGCAGCAGCAGCAGCAGCAGCAGCGGCAGCAGCAGCAGCAGCAGCAGCAGCAGCAAGGUGCCGCUGGUUGUCCGCAGCGCAGCAGAAUGGCUGGGGCCGCUGCGAGCAGCAGCAGCAGAAGAGAUUUGGCGUUGGAGAUAUAAAUUUGAUGCUGUUAAAGAGCUGCUGAGCAGCUUGAGGUGUUUGUCUGCUGCUGCUGCUCGCUCCUUUUUUGCUGCUGAGCUGCUGGGGGGCCCCUGGCUGCUCGUGGAGGCCCUUUCUGAGGGGCCCCCCCCGAAGCAAUUUCCUGCAGAGUUUGUCUUUUAUGAGGGGCCCCCAGCAGCAGCAAAAAGUGGCUUUUCAGAGACUCCCAGCAGCAGCAAAGCCCGCACUCGCAGGCCCAAAAGGCUGGGGGGGGCCCCUGCUGCUCACCCGCUGUGGCAGCUGGAGGGCUCUUGGGUGGAGCUGCAGCCAACUUCUGCUGCAGCAGUAGCAGCAGCAGCUGCAGACGCAGCAGCUGCUGCAGUGCUCGAGGCCCGCGAGAAGCAGCAGCAGCUGCAGCAGCAGCAGCAGCAGCAGCUGCAGCGCUGGGGCUUGACUUACAGGUUGCCGCUACUCUACAGAAACAAAGACAGCAGCUAG
Messenger RNA from Eimeria necatrix, 1323 nucleotides. RefSeq lists its product as hypothetical. Lineage: Eukaryota; Apicomplexa; Conoidasida; Eucoccidiorida; Eimeriidae. Gene Ontology annotation, biological process: chromatin remodeling; regulation of DNA-templated transcription. Gene Ontology annotation, cellular component: chromatin; nucleus. The coding region runs from base 1 to 1323 and encodes 440 amino acids. The transcript has 6 exons. The record is from RefSeq and is a predicted model, not a curated record.